Molecule: messenger RNA, 2178 nt
Organism: Leptonychotes weddellii (Weddell seal)
Lineage: Eukaryota; Metazoa; Chordata; Mammalia; Carnivora; Phocidae
Source: RefSeq, a predicted model, not a curated record
UUUGUUCGUUUGCCAAAGUCUUUUCUUCUUUGGCCCCGACGCUGAAGAGGCUCCUGGAUUUUUCUGCCACCCCAACACAAGCUGGCAGUUACCCGGGAGCCUUCCCGAUUUACUGGCGGAGAAACGAGCCCUGCUGGACGGAGGAUGGGCGAAGGACACCAGCAGCGGGGGGCUCCCGCCGGGAAGCGCCUUCUGUUCCCCGGGAGGAGAGGGUCACCCCGCGGGCUGCCGGGCGGCGGCGGCGCCCCCGGGGCUCAGCGCUUCCUGCUCGGGCUCUUCAUGCACGCGUGGCUGUGCGUGGCCUCGGGUUCACAUGCCCAGGUGUUCAACCUCAGCCUUUCCGUGGACGAGGGACUUCCUCCGGACACUCUAGUCGGCGACAUCCGCGCGGGGCUGCCGGCUGCACAGCAGCAGGAGGGGGGCGGCUUCUUUCUAUCCGAGGAUUCGGAUGACUCACCGCUGUUGGACGACUUCCACGUGCAUCCGGACACCGGCAUCAUCCGCACGGCUCGGUGCCUGGACCGCGAGCGGCGGGACCACUACAGCUUUGUGGCCGCCACGCUGCUGGGCGCCGUGGUGCAGGUGGAGAUCCGCGUCAACGACGUGAACGAUCACUCGCCCAGCUUUCCCCGCGACUCCCUGCAACUCGACGUCUCCGAGCUCAGCCCUCCAGGUACCGCCUUCCGCCUGCCAGGUGCCCGCGACCCGGACGCGGGCCUGUUCAGCACUCAGGGCUACACCCUGCUGCAACCGUCCGACCUUCCCGAGGACCCCGCAGGACCGUUCUUCCAGUUGCGCUACGGAACCCCGGGGUCACCACCGUCCUCGUCGCCCCUGGAGCCCCUGGACCUGGUGCUGCUGCGGCGCUUGGACCGAGAGGCGGCGGCGACACACGAGUUGCAUAUCGAGGCCUGGGACGGCGGCCGCCCGCGGCGCACGGGCCACCUGCUUGUGGAGCUGCGGGUGCUGGAUGAGAACGACAACCCGCCAGUCUUCGAGCAGGGCGAGUACCGCGCCGUGGUGCGGGAGGACGCUCGGCCGGGCGCCGAGGUCUGUCGCGUGCGCGCCACCGACCGCGACCUGGGGCCCAACGGCCACGUGCGCUACAGCAUCCGCGCCCGGCCGGCGCUCUGGCCACUGGGCGAUGCGGCCUACUUCACCGUGGAGGAGCUGAGCGGCGUGGUGCGGGUGCAGAGGCCUCUGGACCGCGAGGCACAGGCCUGGCACCAGCUGGUGGUCGAGGCCCGCGACGGAGGGGCCGAGCCCGAGGUUGCCACUGUACGCGUGUCCAUCGCCGUGCUCGACGUCAAUGACAACCCGCCCGCCAUUCACCUGCUCUUCCUCACCGAGGGAGGGGCCGCGCGCGUUUCCGAGGGCGCAGCGCUGGGCGAUUACGUGGCUCGCGUCUCCGUGUCCGACGCGGACGAUGGUACCGAGCAGGAAGAGGAGGCCGUCGGGGAGCCUGGUGUUGGCCUGGGGCGCGGGAGCAUCUCGCUGUCCUUGGAGGGCGGGGAUGGAGCCUUCGCACUGCGCUCUGGCGGCUCCCCCGGGGUAUUUUUCCUUUGCGUCGAGGGGCCCCUGGACAGGGAGAGCCGUGACCUGUAUGAUUUGCGACUGGUGGCCACGGAUGCGGGCUCCCCGCCGCUGAGCACAGAGGAAACGCUGCUGCUCCGGGUUGCAGACCUCAACGACCAGCCACCUCUAUUCAGCAGGGAGCAUUACCUGGCCUCAGUGUCAGAGGCCGCGGCCCCGGGCACCGCGGUCGUGUGGGUCAGCGCCUCCGAUGCGGAUGAGGCUGGCACAGACCACGCCCGGCUGCGCUACGCCCUGGUCCACCUUCCGGGUCGCUGCAACCCAGAAGGUGUGUGGCCCACCGCGGAGUGCGGACCGUCCUUCACUAUUGAUCCUGAAAGCGGCGUGAUCAGCACCGUCCGGAGCCUGGACCGGGAGGUCCAGGAGGCAGUAGAGUUGAGAGUGGUAGCCCAAGACCUCGGAGAACCCCCACUCUCUGCCACCUGCCUGGUGAGCAUCACCGUGGACGAUGUGAAUGACAACGAGCCCACCUUCCAGAGGCAGGUGUACAACGCCACCCUGGCGGAGCAUACCCCGGUUGGACACUGCUUUUUGCAGCAUGACUGGCAGUUCUUUGAGUUGUUAGGUUAUUCAAAGAAGGCUUGA